Molecule: messenger RNA, 1449 nt
Organism: Polyodon spathula (Mississippi paddlefish)
Lineage: Eukaryota; Metazoa; Chordata; Actinopteri; Acipenseriformes; Polyodontidae
Gene: mrpl3
Product: mitochondrial ribosomal protein L3
Exons: 10
Coding region: 159-1196 (345 amino acids)
Biological process (GO): translation
Cellular component (GO): mitochondrial large ribosomal subunit; ribosome
Molecular function (GO): structural constituent of ribosome
Source: RefSeq, a predicted model, not a curated record
GACUCGGAAAUAAUUCCGGUUACAUUUCUACUGUAGGACAAACGUGGGUUCUGGAGUGGCAGUCAUAGUAGAAGGGGUUAUAUAAACAAGUACAGUAAAAUAAAUAAAUACAUAAAAAAUAAAACCUCUAUAUCUAUACGCAAUUUAAGUAAAUCAGGAUGGCAGCCUGGAGCUGCAGACUCUUCAGGUUGGGAGGCUCGAUGGUUAGAGGGAGUCAUGUCCUUGGUAAAUCGACAGCAGCAGUGAGGGCACCAUGUGUACUUUUUGUCAGAAGUGUUAAGAGUAGUACUUGGUGGGAUGAACAUCUUUCAGAAGAAAACAGUGAGUUUCUCAGAAAACUGGUUCCAGAGGAGUACAAGAGCCAAACCACAAGCAAACUGUGUCCACUGAAAGAUGAACCCUGGCCUAGGGAAGCAUGGGAAUCAGGAAGCCGACGAGUUGGUUUAAUUGCUGUGAAGCUGGGAAUGAUGCCUAUCUGGACAAAGACGGGAGAAAAGCACGUUGUCACAAUGCUUCAGGUACAAGAUUGCCAUGUCCUUAAAUAUACACCAAAAGAAGAACAUGAUGGAAUAUCUGCUGCCCUUGUUGUUGGAGCGAAAAAUGUAUCUCCAUUUCAUAGGACAGAAGAUUCAAUGGAGAUGUUUCGUAAUGCCGGAGUACCUCCAAAACAGAAAAUAACAUUUUUUAAGGUGUCAGACAAUGCUAUAAUUAAGCCAGGUACACCAUUGUAUGCUGCCCACUUUCGACCAGGACAGUAUAUUGACGUGACUGCAAAAACCAUUGGCAAGGGUUUCCAAGGUGUAAUGAAGAGGUAUGGGUUUAAAGGCCAGCCAGCUUCACACGGACAGACCAAAACACACAGAAGGCCAGGGGCAUCAGGCCCUGGUGGUGAUCCUGCCAGAGUGUUUCCAGGGAAAAAGAUGCCUGGGAAAAUGGGAAAUGUCUAUGAUACUGCCCAUGGGCUAAAGGUAUGGAGAGUGAACACCAAAUCUAACAUUAUCUAUGUAAACGGCUCUGUCCCAGGCCACAGAAAUUGCUUAGUGAAGGUCAGGGAUACAGUCCUACCUUCGCACCUGGAGAAAAAUCUGAAUCCACCGUUCCCAACCUUUUUUGCUGAUGGGGAUGAAGAGCUACCAGAAGAUCUGUAUGAUGCUGAAAUGUUUCAGUUCACUGAACCCUCUGUCACUUACAAUUAAAAAAAAAAAAAAAAAAAAAAAAACAUUCCUUUGAAUUUCUUGCUCUGGAAACCUGGAUCCUACUAUUGCUGGUAGCUUUCGGGAAUGGUUGGCAUUACUUUUUUGGUUGCUGCCACUUCCUACAGUAAAACGCACAUACUGUGAAGAUGUGGAAGGGAAAACUGUCAUAAAAAAAGUCAGUAAAGAGUGGAUAAUUAAUAACCCCUAAUAGCUGUGCACCAUCAAUCUAUACUCAAUAAAGUAUUUAUACAAA